UUCUUCUUUAGGUUCACCAAAAACCUGUCACCUGACAAGAUUAAUCUGAGCACACUGAAAGGGGAAGGUCAGCUAACAAACUUGGAACUGGAUGAAGAGGUGCUUCAGAACAUGCUGGAUCUUCCAACAUGGCUUGCCAUAAACAAGGUCUUUUGCAAUAAAGCAGCAAUAAGGAUACCAUGGACAAAAUUGAAAACUCAUCCAAUAUGUCUGUCCCUGGAUAAGGUAAUAAUGGAAAUGAGUACUUGUGAAGAACCACGUCCCCCUAAUGGGCCAUCACCUAUAGCAACUGCAUCAGGACAGAGUGAAUAUGGGUUUGCUGAAAAAGUGGUGGAAGGAAUUUCUGUUUCUGUAAACUCCAUUAUAAUCCGGAUUGGAGCGAAAGCUUUUAAUGCUUCAUUUGAACUUUCCCAGUUGAGAAUAUAUAGUGUAAAUGCAAACUGGGAACAUGGUGAUCUAAGACUUACUCGAAUACACGAAUCACAGUGUGGAGAGGUAUUAACUUUUAAAGAGAUCAACUGGCAAAUGAUCAGAAUAGAAGCAGAUGCAAUCCAAAGUUCGCAGCAUGAAAUCAUGAGUGCUCCAGUUCGACUGAUUACUAACCAAUCAAAAAUCAGAAUUACACUUAAAAGAAGGUUGAAGGAUUGCAAUGUAGUGGCAUCAAAACUUGUUCUAAUACUUGAUGAUUUGCUAUGGGUUUUAACUGAUUCCCAGUUGAAAGCUAUGGUACAGUAUGCCAAAUCUCUUAGUGAAGCAAUAGAGAAAUCAACUGAACAAAGAAAAAGCUUGGCUUCUGAACCCACACAGAGUUCGACCUCUGUACCCACCUCUCAGCAAGUGAAAACCCAUCAGGCCUCAGUAACACCUGAUCAAAAUGAUGCAAUUGUAAAACUGUUCAGUGAUUUUGAUGUUAAGGAAACUUCUCAUCACUUAGUAAUUUCUCACUUGGACCUGCAUAUAUGUGAUGACAUUCAUGCUAAAGAAAAAGGCUCAGACAGACGUAUUACAGGAGGAGCUAUGCAGCUUUCUUUUAGCCAUUUAACUGUGGACUACUAUCCUUUUCACAAAGCAGGAGACAGCUGCAGUCACUGGAUGUAUUAUAGUGAUGCCACCAAAACCAGAAGCCUAUGGGCCCAAGAAUUAUUACAUGAGUUCAAAAGCAAUGUUGAAUUGCUUAAACAGGCUGUGAAGGAUCAGAAUAUAGAUUCUCCAACUAAAUCCCCGCCUCAUGAUUCUCCUCAAAACAUACAAACAGGCAAGGAACAACAGAUACAUAAAGGAAAUCCAAAGGGUAAACUCAUGUCUUGUCCUGUUGUUGUUAGACUUGCAGAUUUCAAUAUAUACCAGGUCUCUACAGCAGACCAAUGUCGUUCUUCCCCUAAAACUCUGAUUUCAUGCAAUAAAAAGUCACUUUACCUUCCACCUGAAAUGUCAGCUAUCCAUAUUGAAUUCACUGAAUACUACUAUCCAGACGGAAAAGAUUAUCCUAUUCCAUGUCCGAACCUCUAUGUACAGCUGAAUGCUCUGCAGUUCACUCUGGAUGAGAGAAGUAUUCUUUGGCUAAAUCAAUUUGUGUUGGAUUUGAAGCAAAGUCUCAGUCAGUUUAUGGCCAUGUAUAAAUUAAAUGACAAUUCAAAAUCUGAUGAGCAUGUUGAUGUUAGAGUUGAUGGACUUAUGUUAAAGUUUAUCAUUCCACAUGAAAAGAAAGCUGAAAUCCAUAAAGAUCAACCACGUGCAAUUUCUAUUCAGAGUUCUGAAAUGAUUGCUACAAAUACAAGGCAUUCACCAAACUGUAGACACUCUGACCUGGAAGCCUUGUUCCAGAACUUCAAAGAUUGUGAAUUUUUCAGUAGAACUUUCACCAACUUUCCAAAAUCCCAUAACAAUUUUAAUCUUCUGCAUCCAAUCUUCCAGAGACAUGCUCAUGAACAAGAUACUAAAAUGCAUGAUGUCUAUAAAGGCUAUAUUACUCCCAAGCUAAAUAAAUAUGCACUAAAAACAUCUGCUGCCACUGAUGUAUGGGCUGUGCAUUUUUCCCAAUUUUGGAUCGAUUAUGAAGGAAUGAAAAGUGGGAAAGGCCGACCAAUAAACUUUGUGGACUCAUUUCCACUCUCUCUUUGGGUUUGCCAGCCAACAAGAUUUGUACAGUCACAAAAGGAGCUCUUUUCUUAUCAAACAGCUUUUAACAUUCCAAGAAGUGAUUCUAGUGACCUAGCUAAUAGACUUCAGCGCAAAAAGCUUUUAAGGGAAUAUUAUAGCACUGAGACAGAGCCCUUGACCAAUGGGAUUCAAAAUCGUCAUCCUUCAGACAACACUUCAGGAGUUCUGUCUACAAGUUCUUCCUCUGAUGCUGAUGUACAUGUCCUUGUUCAUAUUAAAAAACACGUUAGCAUGCAAAUCAAUCAUUACCAGUACCAUUUCUUACUGUUGCUCCAUGACUCGCUUGUAUUGCUCUUGGAAAACCUAAGGAAAGAUGUAGAAGCAGUCACAGGCAAACCCGCACAACAGACAGAUAUCUGUAUUGGGCUCCUACUUGAAAGUGCAGAAGUAGCUCUAUUGCUCCAUCCAGUGGCUCAGGCAAAACCCUGUAAGUCUCCAGUUUUGGGAGAUGAAAGUAUCACAGCAGAAGCUCUUUCCCCUUUGGUAAAGGAAGAAACUCUUGUAUCAGAGAGUAAAUUAAUAACUAAUGAUACAACACAGAGUGUGGGUAUGAAUUAUGUAACUGAGUGUAAAUCUGAGAGCACUGAGGCUAACAAAGUCAUUUUGAUGGAUCCCCUUCUUUUUAAAUCAGAUAGUGAUAUGGAUUUUCAGGCGGGAAUAUUGUUUUUAGACGAUACAUCAGAUAAAUGUUUGGGAAAAACAAAUGAAGAUGUUUAUAGUGGACUUUUCAGUAGAAGUGAUUCAGAUGAAGUCUGUGUGGAUUUGAGUGACAAAAGCAGCUUAUACUCUAGGGAUUUGUUGAAUGUUUUAAACAACAGAGAAGAUUCUAUUGAGUUACUCAUUGAUAAAGAGGAUGAUAAAAAUAUUUUUUCAAAUAAGCUAAGUAAUCAAAAAAGUGGAACUGAAGGCUCUCCUGUUAAAGUUGCAGAGUUAGAACCAGAAAUCACCGUACAAUCUGAAGAACCUGAAAUCAACAAAUUGUCUACAGUUAGAAUGCUUGCAUCCCAGUCUACAUUAAGUGGAAAGCCUAAGGAACGCUGCCCGUCCAACCUCCCUGCAUUCUCUGUUUCUUAUAAGAAUAUGAAGAGAAGUCCAUCACAAGUUUCUUUGGAUACCAUUUCUACUGAGAGUAUGAUGUUAGAAGAACAUUUGCUAGAGAGUGAUGGAAGUGACAGCCAAAUCUUUAUGGAGAAAGCCAUGAAUGACAAAAGACCAGCAGAAUAUGUGCAAGAUGAAGUCACAGGAAUUGACAAUUGUGGUGGGUCAUCUCCAGAUGCCAUCAGUGCAGCUUCAGAGAGUGUUCAAGAAACUAAUGAAGAAAUGAUAUCUGUUGUGGUUUUUAAAAUCUUUGGCGUUAAUGGUGAAAUUGACAUCAAAGGUGAAGACACAGAAGUAUGCCUUCAGGUGAAUCAGGUGAUACCAAGCCAGUUGGGCAAUAUCAGUGUUCGACAUUAUCUUUGCAACAGAACUGUGGGUUCAGAUAAUAAAUCUGUGGCUGGACCAAUUAAGUCAUCACCUGAAAUUAACUUGAGAUGGGAAAAUGGGCCAAGUGCUGUAGUACACUCUUUGCUGGCUGUAAAAAAUGGCUUUCUGCAAUGUCAUAUAGAGAAUUUUAGUGCUGAAUUCCUAACAUCUUCCCUCAUGAACAUUCAGCAUUUUCUAGAAGAUGAAACUGUUGCAGCAGUAAUGCCUAUGAAGAUAAAAGUUUCUAAUACAAGGAUUAAUUUAAAAGACGACAGCUCACGUGAUAAUCUCUCAGCUCCUGAACCAGCUCCUGUAACACUGCAUAUUGACCUACUUUUGUUAGAGAGGAAUGAUGAUGGUUCUUUUUGCAUCAGAGAUAAUCAAACAUUAAGCAAUGAUGUGUUGAACUACAAGAAAUCGAGUGCUACAGUGCAGCAAGUGGGUGGAGAUACCGGACACAAGACACAGAAUUGUGUGUCUCAAGCCACACAGACAUCUCCAGAAAUCCCCGGACCUUCUACAUCAAGACGGGCUACAGCUGAUUUCCUCAGAGAGGAGCUUAUUGAAGAAAAUGAAUGUCUUAAACAGGAACUAGCCAGAGCUAAAAUGGCUCUGGCAGAGAUCCACAUGGAAAAAGAUACUCUGCUUCAUCAAAUAAAGAGGAUGACCAUUGAACAUCAACAGUAGUGGAUAUAGUGUUUCAAAGAUUACACUGGAGGACGAAGGGCUGUAUUGAAAUAUUGUUUGUGAAUUAGUGAAAGACUAUCUUUUGACAUGAGCAUAGAACAAUAGGUUUGUGGAAUAAAUACUAUUCUGAGAAUUUAUGAAGGAACAGGAUUAGAAACUGCCAUGUGUUAUUUCUGUUUAUCCCUUUUAAGCAGAAGUGAUACAGGAAAAAUCAAUUUAUACUGUACUUUACUAAUUUCCCUAACAAAAAGGAUCUGAGCAUCUAAUUUUAAUAAUCUUGGAAGAAAAAUCAUCUGGGGGACAGACAGAUCUGAUGUUGAGAUGGUUCAAUGGGCCAGAGAAGAUGUUUACAUGAGUAAUUGAGUAAAGUGCAUACCAUGCAUCACUGAUAUAUUGUAUCUUUAUUUGCUAAGAUUAAAUGAUUUUACUGUUAACAAAUACAUACUUUAAAGAAGAUUACAUUUGCACUAUAAACUGAAUGGGUCUCAUUCUCUGGCCAUUAGAAGUUAACAUAAUUGGCCUCAAAGUGGCCCAAAGUCAGUGUAACUGGCCCAGGCAGGAUCACUAAGUUUGAAUAAUCUUCCUGUGGCAUAGAGACUUACUAGCAUUGGAAGAGAGCACUGUAUACCUGGGUAAUGGAUUGGGACCUUGUAACAAAAAUUGUAGCAGUGGAUUACUUCUGCAAGACCAGUCCUAUGCUUCAAAGUGGGUAUUGCAGACUGGUGCAAUUUAGAUCAUCCCUUAAACUAUUGUAUACCAUGCAGAAGGACUUGCUGUGCAAAGAGACAGCAAUGGAAUCAGUGGUAUGUGCAAAGAUGAGCUCUUAGCCAUUUUUACACACCCCUGAUCCAUAUGCUGCAUGGAUCAGCCAUGGCCAAUAUACUGUUCAUUUGUUUAUUAAAAAACUACUAGAAUUUAUAAAUUGUAUACCACUGUGAUUGGGAAAAAAAACUUUAGAGAAUCAUUAAUUACCCUGUUGAACUUGUGAAGUUACAAGGAAGUGUACUUAUGCAGUUUAAACUGUGGGUGAUUUGUACAAACUGAACUAUACUUUUCAGCUAAAAGAACUGAUACAUAUAUAUAAAUAAAAAAGCACAAAAUCCAGA
Molecule: messenger RNA, 5417 nt
Organism: Pelodiscus sinensis (Chinese soft-shelled turtle)
Lineage: Eukaryota; Metazoa; Chordata; Testudines; Trionychidae
Source: RefSeq, a predicted model, not a curated record